ACCUACCGAUUCUAUCCUUUUCAAAAAGGGUUUAUCUUGUGUUAUUUUUUUUUUUAUUUGUUUGCUUUAUUGCGAAAAUCUGUUCAGGUACUAUUUAUUGUGCACGUAUUUUUCGAUAACGGAAAACACCUGCCCAGUACUAUCCUAUUGGUAAUUGUUGUUACGACGAAAUCGGACCAACGUUAAAGAAUUUACCACAAAUUCCCACGCCUACUUAAAGAUGUGCAUUUAUGUAGAAAAUCUGGUGCACUUUUUAGGGGUAGGGAUUUUCAAAAAGAUUCGUGCGCCAUCGAUUACACAGUUGUUAAAUGUCGCAUACAAAGAGCAGAGAAAAAGUUUGAUAAUGAUGCUUAUAGCAAGCGAGUGUCGUGCGAUUUAGUGUAUGCACGCGAGCGUGAUCCAUUUUCUCUUCAACAAAAAACUAAACUCAAUCGGAAGUUGACGAUUUUUUUUGUCCGUCAAACUGUUCUGUAAGACCAUUCGUUGUUGUCGAUGUUUUUGUAUAUUUUGAGAAUCCCGGUCGUAGAGUAUAAGAAAUGCAAUCAGCCGCCAACCAAAAUAUGGUAAACAAGCCGAGUGCGUGUGAGCGGGAAUGCGACAUGAUGGCCUGUGACUCGUGUCUUUCUCCCUUUUGCCACAAGCCCACUUGAGAAAAGCAGAAAAAAAAACCCAAUUUCAGAUGGUACAACAGAUUUUUGGUCCUUUACAUAAAUUGGAAUAUAGCGCAUGUUGGAAGGACCGACUCGGUUAUUAUAAUAUUUUUACCUUUCCUGUUCGAGAUAGUCAUGUACCCCUAAAAACUAUAAAAACUUCAACGAAAUCAGGUAGUGAAGCCCAGUCGCUGUCAGAGUGUGAGUGACACUCUUUAGCACCGUUUGACGUACGUACAGUAUAUAUUUCUUUUUGAUUAAUUUAAUCACGAUUUAUCAGCAUGGCCGACAUGAGUCUUUUUGUACCUAAGAAGAUGGCAGAAUGGGAGAGGAAAGUGGAUCAUUUAAUUUGGCAAAUUGAAGUGGCUUCUGAUGAAAAAUGGGAAGAACUCAUCAAACUUCAAGGCCUCGUGGUGGUGGAUGUAUACUCCGAGUGGUGCGGCCCGUGCACAGCCAUGGCUAAUUAUUUGAAAGAGAUCAAACUUCUAUUAGGGGAUGAUCUUCUUCACUGCGCCCUGGCGAAAGCAGAUAAUAUCAGCCGGCUCGCCAAAUUCCGGGGCCGAAGUGAGCCUACGUGGCUGUUUUUGGCCGGAGGUGAACCAGUUGUGUUGAUAAGAGGCGCUAAUGCCCCACUGAUUCGCAAAACGUUAUUGAAGGAACUACAAAUAGAAAAGGAGGUUCUAGAAGGAACCCGUCAAAGAGCUUCGUUAUCCUGGGAUAGUUUUGAUUUGCCUGUCUUCAAGGCUGACACUGAGAAAAAUAAUCAAAUUGUAUUGACCACUGCGCCAGAUAAUUGGUGGGAGCUAGACGGCUUAACUUUACAAGGAUCCUAUCAUCUGAUUAUCGAUAAAUUGUUUGAUGCACUAACCAAACGAAACCUGAAAAUAGCAGCACAGUCGGCCGUUCGUCUCAACCAAAAAGAUUGCCUCAUUUUAUGGUUUCCAUCUUCAGUUGAUUAUUUCAGCCUGGACGAAUGGUUUGACGAAACGAUUGAAACACUUAUCGCCGAAGUUAAACUCAAGAUUGUACUUGAGGAAGAAAUGGAAGAAGAGCUUUCUGAAAAAACAGAAGGAUUAGAAUUGGCUGAUACAUCGGUAGAUUCGGAGGUAAAGUCUGUCGAUAUCGAACUGAAUAAUGGAGAACCUGAUUAUCAACCUAUAGAAUUUCGCCUAAUAAUUGAUCCCGAUGAAAGAGACGAUUUGGUCAAACGUUUGGAAAAGGAAUUGAAAGAUAGUGUAGAAUCUGAAAGUCUCAGAAUGAAAGAAGAUGAUGAUAAAGUUGUCGAAAGUGUUUGAUCGUAGCGAGAGUCAUUGCUACUUUGAGCUAACUUUUAAGUAAAUCCAGCUGUGGAGAAAACAUUUUUACAUAGUGGCUUUCCUUUACGAUUUGGGAAUCGAAUAUCUAGAUGGACAAUUUGCAAAAACCAAAUUGUCUUAAGAAAAUUGCAUUUGGGAAAGAUAUCAUGCAAUGAUUUGCGACUGUAAAGUCAUAUCAAAUCCUUCCAAAAUAUGCUAUACCUUCCUGAAAAUUUCACUGGAGUGUAAGAUGGUAAAAAACUUAGAAUACACGUGUCGUAACCGCAA
Messenger RNA from Daphnia magna, 2233 nucleotides. RefSeq names its product thioredoxin domain-containing protein 3. The record is from RefSeq and is a predicted model, not a curated record. The transcript has 7 exons. NCBI's taxonomy places the organism in Eukaryota, Metazoa, Arthropoda, Branchiopoda, Diplostraca, Daphniidae. Bases 932 to 1945 code for a protein of 337 amino acids.